AAACUCUCUCUCUCUCUCUCCCUCUCUCUCGCAGAGGACUGUCCUUUAAGGAGUCCCUGAUUACUCGAAUCCCAAUCUUGGUCUGGAUUAUGUUCUUCCUUACCUCGGUACUCAGAUUCCUUUGGCUUGUCUCUGAUGCUGCGGUUUGUUGAUGUCUUUGAGGUGGAGCGAAAUGCUCUGUUUUCUCAGUUAGUGAACUGACUCUGGAGGUUUCGAAUGUGGGAGAGAUACAUAAAAAAAGCGUGAGAGAUAUGUAUGGUCCUUGUUUCUGAUUCGUAUCAUACGCUGUUUGAUUGGAAGUAAAUCAGUCGGUCGCUGAAUCUCCAUCAUGGCCACCGGACAACUAUUCUCGCGCACUACCCAAGCUUUGUUUUACAACUACAAGCAAUUACCGAUUCAGCGGAUGCUUGAUUUUGACGUCCUUUGUGGGAGGGAAACACCGUCGGUUGCCGGAAUCAUUAAUCCUGGUGGCGAUGGAUUUCAGAAACUCUUUUUUGGUCAAGAAGAGAUUGCCAUCCCUGUGCACUCAACCAUUGAGGUGGCUUGUGCUGCACAUUCUACUGCUGAUAUCUUUAUCAACUUUGCAUCCUUUAGAAGUGCUGCCGCCUCAUCGAUGGAUGCUCUGAAGCAGCCAACCGUUCGAGUUGUGGCUAUUAUUGCUGAAGGUGUUCCAGAGUCAGAUGCGAAGCAAUUGAUUGCAUUUGCACAGGCAAACAAUAAGGUUGUUAUUGGCCCAGCAACUGUUGGAGGCAUUCAAGCCGGAGCUUUCAAGAUUGGAGACACUGCUGGAACUAUUGAUAAUAUAAUUCAUUGCAAGCUGUACAGGCCUGGAUCUGUUGGUUUUGUCUCCAAAUCUGGUGGGAUGUCAAAUGAAUUAUACAAUACUGUUGCCCGUGUUACUGAUGGAAUUUAUGAAGGUAUUGCUAUUGGAGGAGACGUGUUCCCAGGCUCCACUCUUUCUGAUCAUGUUUUGCGGUUUAACAACAUUCCGCAGGUUAAAAUGAUUGUUGUACUUGGGGAACUUGGUGGGAGAGAUGAGUACUCACUAGUUGAAGCCCUGAAACAAGGGAAAGUAACUAAACCAGUGGUUGCUUGGGUUAGUGGCACUUGUGCACAACUUUUCAAAUCUGAAGUACAAUUCGGGCAUGCUGGGGCUAAAAGUGGUGGUGAGAUGGAAUCUGCUCAAGCAAAAAAUCAAGCACUAAGAGAAGCUGGAGCUGUUGUUCCCACGUCAUAUGAAGCUUUAGAAACUGCAAUUAAGGAAACUUUUGAGAAACUGGUUGAAGAAAAGAAGAUUAAACCAGUAAAGGAAGUUCAGCCUCGACAAAUCCCCGAGGAUCUUAACACUGCCAUCAAGAGUGGGAAAGUUCGCGCUCCAACUCAUAUUAUUUCCACCAUCUCUGAUGAAAGGGGCGAGGAGCAAAGCUAUUCUGGUGUACCAAUGUCUUCUAUUGUUGAAUCGGGUUAUGGUAUUGGUGGUGUUGUCUCACUUUUGUGGUUCAAACGCAGCCUUCCCCGUUACUGCACACAAUUUAUUGAGAUGUGUAUCAUGUUAUGUGCCGACCAUGGUCCUUGUGCCUCUGGUGCUCAUAAUGCUAUUGUAACAUCAAGAGCUGGAAAGGACCUUAUUUCCUGUCUAGUCUCUGGUUUGCUUACAAUUGGUCCCCGAUUUGGUGGUGCCAUUGAUGAUGCGGCUCGAUACUUCAAGGAUGCCUGUGACCGGGGUUUGGCACCCUAUGAGUUUGUUGAAGCCAUGAAAAAGAAGGGCAUCCGUGUACCAGGAAUUGGGCAUAGGAUCAAGAGAGGCGACAACAGAGACAAGAGAGUAGAGCUGCUACAACGGUUUGCACGCUCACAUUUCCCUUCCGUAAAGUACAUGGAAUACGCUGUGGAAGUCGAAAUUUACACCCUAUCCAAAGCAAAUAAUCUGGUGAUGAAUGUUGACGGUGCAAUUGGUUCCCUUUUCUUGGAUCUCCUUGCCGGCUGUGGAAUGUUCACCAAGCAAGAGAUUGAUGAGAUUCUUGAGAUUGGCUAUCUGAAUGGAAUCUUUGUGCUGGCACGCUCCAUUGGGCUGAUUGGGCACACCUUUGAUCAGAAGAGAUUGAAACAGCCGCUUUACCGCCACCCAGCGGAGGAUGUUCUUUACACCAAAUGAUGGCAUUUUAUUUUGCUGGAGGAGCAGUGCUGACCUACUUUCAACUAGCAUUUUCCUUUUCCAAGUUUCUGCACUCGGCUGAAAUGAUUUUUCAGUUGUUUGAAUAAGUGUUCAUGCUGCUUGUGGCAAGCUGAGCAUCUUCAUUUGUAAAAUCCAUAAGAGUAAACUCCAAGAUCCAUUGUAAAACAAAGUUUAGUUUCAGUAAAGAAAUGGUGCUUUGAGAUAAAGACGUAAUAAUAAUCCCAAAAUAAAUAAUACUGAUUCUAUGCA
Messenger RNA from Carya illinoinensis, 2425 nucleotides. Its product is annotated as ATP-citrate synthase beta chain protein 2-like. The transcript has 17 exons. Gene Ontology annotation, molecular function: ATP citrate synthase activity. Lineage: Eukaryota; Viridiplantae; Streptophyta; Magnoliopsida; Fagales; Juglandaceae. Gene Ontology annotation, cellular component: cytosol. The record is from RefSeq and is a predicted model, not a curated record. Gene Ontology annotation, biological process: fatty acid biosynthetic process; tricarboxylic acid cycle; acetyl-CoA biosynthetic process. Bases 329 to 2155 code for a protein of 608 amino acids.